Emiliania huxleyi CCMP1516 is the source of this 336-nucleotide messenger RNA. RefSeq lists its product as hypothetical. Bases 1 to 336 code for a protein of 111 amino acids. The transcript has 2 exons. The record is from RefSeq and is a predicted model, not a curated record. Lineage: Eukaryota; Haptophyta; Isochrysidales; Noelaerhabdaceae.
AUGUUGUAUGUUCACCUGAGCGGAGGCCAAUUGAUCCAAUUGAUUCGCGAGGCUCUGGCAAAAAGUGGGUACUGCGUUGGCAACGUGCUUUUGUCCAAGCCUUCAGCUGAAAUGGCUUGCUUGCAAGAAUGGGAUGCCGACAGGCGUCAGGCGGCGCAUGCCGAGAAGUCGCUUGCCGUGCGGGAGCUCGUGCACCUCUCCCUGCGCGCGAAGUCCACGGGCGUCGUCGCGGAGCUUCAUCUCGACACGGCACUGGUUGCUCCGAGCGGCAGCGGAGCUGAUCACGAGCGACAAAUUCGCGGGGAUGCCCGGCAACAGAUUGGCGUGGCGUCCUAA